This is a messenger RNA of Trichomycterus rosablanca, 1162 nucleotides long. RefSeq names its product chromosome 24 C20orf96 homolog (gene c24h20orf96). The transcript has 10 exons. The record is from RefSeq and is a predicted model, not a curated record. Lineage: Eukaryota; Metazoa; Chordata; Actinopteri; Siluriformes; Trichomycteridae. The coding region runs from base 25 to 1068 and encodes 347 amino acids.
CUUGAUCGUGGGAAUUUAGUGACCAUGAACAAACUACCAAAACUCAUCUACUGUCCUCGAUAUUCGGAUCGCCGAAUGUUAGAGCUCAGCAGAACCGAUGUCCUAAAACCACCUAAACCGAAGCCAGUGUUCUGGGCUUCUGCGCCCCCUGAUCGUAAAACAUUCAAACCAGCACACAGGACUGUCGGACGAGAAGAAAAUGUUCCUACAUCCCGUGCUAACAUAGAGCAAGGCCAGCUUGGAAAAUCUGAAAAGUCUCAAGACAGCAACAAUCACAGGUCGUCUGCGUCUACUGCAAGACUUCCUCGCAGGACAAAAGACUAUAAAAAGGACCUGGAAUCAGCCUUCACGCUAAUCAAUACGAUGAGAAAGGACGAUCUGGAGAAGUACUGCAGACUGCUCGAGGAGAGGAACCAUCAGCUCGCCAAGGACAUUAAGGAUGCAGAUAGACGUUCUUUUUACCGUGAAAGGGAAUUGCUUAGUCAAUCUGAAAAACAGAAUUUGAUAAUCAGUCGUGUACAUUGGAUUGACAGACAGGCCAAAGCUGAGCUGAAGGAGACGAUUGUGGAGGCAGAGAAGCGACUCUCUGGUCUUCAGACGCAGCUGGGAGUUGCAAAAGCCAGUGUUCAGAAUGCUCAGUCUGAACUUCAUAAACUAAAAAACUCCAAAGCCUGUUUAGCCCUGCGGAUCACUAAACUGCAGGAAGAGCUGACUACACUAGAACAGCAACAGCAGGAUGUGCACAAAGAACUAGAGCGACGGGUCAACUUAAAACAACAGAAAAUGCUGUCUGACAUUGCCAAAGAAAACCUGUCCUUAAUUCCUCCAGCUGUAAAACACCUGGCUUUAAACAACCAAAUUGUAAGGACAGAAAUCCAUAAACACAAACAGGAAAUAAUGGAACUGGAGGAAAAAAACAGGCAUCUACGUAAGAGCAUCCGAGAACUUCAGCAGACAAAGACGAACCUCAGAAGGAAUGUGCUUCAGUCUUUCCUGAAGCGUGACAAAUGUACUCCAGAUAUGAGCGUUCACCUCACAAUACCAAGGGAAGACUUUCCGCUAAUAUAAGGACACAAGAACACCAAGAGGACGUCCUGACCAAACUACUGAUGUUUACACAUUCCUGUAAAUAACAUGUUUUAAAUAAAGGCAUCAAAUCAAA